This is a messenger RNA of Phyllostomus discolor (pale spear-nosed bat), 1909 nucleotides long. RefSeq names its product GTPase IMAP family member 4-like. The transcript has 3 exons. The record is from RefSeq and is a predicted model, not a curated record. The coding region runs from base 92 to 1075 and encodes 327 amino acids. Gene Ontology annotation, molecular function: GTP binding. NCBI's taxonomy places the organism in Eukaryota, Metazoa, Chordata, Mammalia, Chiroptera, Phyllostomidae.
CCUCCUCCUUGUCCUCCCUGUCCUCACUCAGCUCAGACUUUGAAGUCACAGACAGGAGCAGGACACAGAUUUUGCAGGAACUCACACGACAAUGGCAGCUCCAUUGCACAGCUCGAGUUUCAGCAUCAGUGAACCCGGGACCAGCCAUGGGCUUGGAAACCAAGACUCCAGAGAGUCACAACUAAGACUAGUCUUAGUGGGUAAGACCGGAGCCGGAAAAAGUGCCACAGGGAACAGCAUCCUUGGGAAGAAAGCGUUUCAUUCCACCAUCGCAGCAAAAUCCAUCACCAAGGUCUGUGAGAAAGGGAGCUGCAUGUGGAGUGGGAGAGAAAUAGUGGUCGUGGACACACCUGGCCUUUUUGACACCGAGGUGCCAGAUGCUGACACACAGAAGGAGAUUGCUCGUUGCAUCCUCCUGACAUCCCCAGGGCCUCAUGCACUGCUCCUGGUGGUCCCACUGGGCCGGUACACAAGGGAAGAGCAAGAGGCCGCACAGAAGGUGCUGACAAUGUUUGGUCCAACAGCUAGGAGAUACAUGAUUCUCUUAUUCACCCGAAAGGAUGACUUGGACGGCGUGGAGUUCUGUGAUUACAUAAAGGAAGCCCCAAAAUUCAUUCAGGAUCUGAGGAAGGAUUUCAAGGAUCGCCACUGUUUGUUCAACAAUAAGGCAACAGGGGCUGAGCAGGAGGCCCAGAGGGCACAGCUGCUGCACCUGGUCCAGCACAUGGUGAUGGAGAACGAUGGGGGAUUCUACACUAACGAGAUGUACCAAAGGGCUGAGGAGGAGAUUCAGAAACACAUACGAGUGGUAGAGGAGCAGUGCAGAGCUGAGCUGGAGAGGGAGAAGAAGCAGAUAAUAGAGGAGUAUGAGAAGAAAAUCAGAAACCUGGAGGAUAAACUGGAGCAGGAAAGGAGAAAGGCAGAAAUGGAGCGGGUGUUGGCAGAGAGGGAAAAGCAGUAUGUUUGCAGGCAACGAAAUGCCAGGGGUGAAGUUGAGGGUAAUAGUGGUAUACUUCAGUGCAUCGUGCAAAUAUUCAAGCUUGUCAGUCCUUUGUUACAUUUCUUCUUCAAGUAAAAUUAAGCUCAUUUAAAAUCUAUGUGUUUUUCCCGUGAAUUUUGGCCGCCCCUUCCCUAUAUUAGUCAUCCCCCAAAGUCAGAGCUCUCUGUUUCUGUCCCUCAGGCUCUCAGGACUAGGGAGUGUGGGAAAGUUCACUGUUGACAGUUGAUUGAGUUAACCAGGAACACAGUCUCAAUUUGUAAAAGUUCAGGGGAAAGUAUGGAUGCUCCCUACCUUCUGAACUUUGUCUCAGAUACACGGGAAAAGGAAUGCAGGAGACCAAAAGUCGGUGAGUCCGGGCCUGCUCUACUUAUACUUAGUAACCAUUUCUCUUCCAGAUUCUUUCCAGAUUGGCAGAGAAUCUCUACCUGUGGCUUCUACUUUUUAUUUUUGCCUUUAAGACCUCUGUGAUUAUUUUACCCAUGUGGUUAGGUAAUCUAUAGAUAGAGAUGCUUAUAGAAUUCUUUCUUCAUUAACAUAAAUUUGUUGCAUUACAUCCUAACACAAGGACUGAAAUUGUUCCUUAUCAUCAGCCCCCUGAGGGACAAAGAACUGUUUGAAAAAUGGAUCGCUCAGAACUCAACAAAGUGAAAUGACGGAAAAGGCAAAGGACACGGAUUCAAGAACGUUCAAAAUAUUCAGAUGUUCAUAUAGAAGUGCUUUGACCAGCCUCAAUGUGAGCACGUUGCUAAAAGACUAGUUCUCUCUGUUCCUUGGGAAACGAAAUGAUGCCACUGCACCACCAUCACCCCACACCUUGAUGACUCCCUGCUGGGAGGGUGGUCCCCACACUGCUCCCCAUGCCCUGAAUUGUUUCCUUAGUGUUACUAUAAUAAACCUUUUCUAUUCUUU